Messenger RNA from Panonychus citri (citrus red mite), 2894 nucleotides. Its product is annotated as MOG interacting and ectopic P-granules protein 1-like. The transcript is spliced from 3 exons. The record is from RefSeq and is a predicted model, not a curated record. Lineage: Eukaryota; Metazoa; Arthropoda; Arachnida; Trombidiformes; Tetranychidae. Gene Ontology annotation, biological process: regulation of gene expression. Gene Ontology annotation, cellular component: nucleus. The coding region runs from base 314 to 2575 and encodes 753 amino acids.
UUUUUCCCUCCGCUCUCUGUCUCUCUUUCUCUCUCUUUAUUUUUCUCUUUUUCUCUCUUGUCUUUAACUCUCUCUCAAGAAUUAUUUAAUUUUUUUGUUUAAUUUGUCUAUUUAAUUAAUUCUAAUUAUCAAUUUAAGAUAAUUAAAGUGUCGUGAUUCUGUUGAUAUAUAAAUUGUUUAACUUUAAAUUGAUCUUGAUAUUGUUUUUGUUACCUGAUUGUCUUCUGGGUGUCUCAUGUGGCAUCAGCCUCCAUCAGUAUCUGCCAGUCUAUGGUAGCUUAUUAAAGCCGCUUUACUCAAUUUGUGAUUGUUCAUGUUGUUUACUACCCUAGGAAUUAAUAAUAAUUAUAAAAAUAAUAAUACAAUUAAUAGUAAAAGUACUGAUAGAAAUUGUAUCACCACCACCAUGGAUUCAAGUGGACAUAUUAAAGUUGAAGAGACAGAUAUUCCGGAUGAAGAGACCGGUUUCCCUGGUUCCAUGAGAGGCCAUGUUAUCCGUGGUAAAUUUAUACCGAUAAACAAGAAAACAUGGAUUAAUAUUGAUAUUGAUGGGAACGAUUCUAUUCUGGAUUGUGCCUCUCAAGUGGUACCUUUGAUGAUUAAAAAGCCUAAUAUCUUUCCGCCCAAAUUGGCUAAACCAGAGGAUGUCAAAGGAUCAACCGUUAAAGAAGAUGAAGAUGAUGAAGAAGAGGAAAAAGAGGAUGUUAAAGAAGAUGAAAUUGAGGACAGUGAGAAGAUUAAUAAAGAGGAUAAGAAAGAGGAAAAUGAUGAAGUGGUCAUCGAAUCAGAUAGUGAGGAUAAAAAUGAGUCUCAGUCAGUAUCGACCACCGCCACCUCCUCCACCACCACCACCACCACAACUACAACUACAAACAACACAACCACCAAUACCAACACCUCCACCACCACCACCACCACCGUUGGAUCAAAUCAAUUAUCAAAGACUGGUCAACAAUCAUCUGAAUCUGGACAAGAUAAUAAAACACCAACAGAGUCAAACAAUUUAACGAUGCUCACCAUCUCUGAUUAUUAUAAAUCAUCGGCUGGAAAUUUAUUAAUGGGUAUUGGACUUAGUAGAUCUAAAGAAUGGUACCAUAAGGAUGUUAUUAGACAAUUACAUAGAUCAAUUAGGAAACAAGGAGAAGUUGAUGAUCUUGUUGAAGAAUUGAAAAGACAACAACAAUUGUAUAAUGAAUGUAAAGCCGCUAAUAGCAUAUUCACUUUCCCAUUGAAAAGGUGUCAUAUGUGUGAUUUUAAAACGGAAUCCGAAGUAGCAAUGGAUGGACAUCUUUCCAUACCCCAUUUAAGUAAUCGUAAAGAGUAUAGAUGUAAUUUUUGUGUCUUCUCAACUCGUGAUACACAAAUAAUUGUAUCUCACUUUAAGGAUACUCAUAAUCGUCAAUGUAUCUUGGAAUCCCCACCAUUGAUUAACUCUUGUCCUAUCUGUCCAUACGAGUCAAGUCAAAAAGCUAAAGCGGCUACACACAUAGCCAAGUGUAUGAAAUUUUUCAAUCCUGACAAGGUUCAAUAUCUACCUGACCCUGAAUCAGAGUAUCCUGCAAUAACACCUAAACCCAUAACCCAAGAUGAUAUAAAGGUUUACGAUGCCACUCUGAUAGCUUUAAGAGCCGCAGCUCUUUCAUCCAAUAAUCAAUUACCCAAUUUACCUGGUUUACCCAGAGGACUUCAGCAUCAAAUGUUAAUGAUGCAACAACAACAAGUUGCCCUACAAAGCAAAGCUAUGCAGAGAGCUAACAAAAUAAUUCCAGGUUUAAAAUCAAAUCCAUCAGCAUUAAGAAAUGCAGCUAAUUUUGAUAUAACAUCUAAUCCUAACUUUGCUAAAUCAAAUGCUCCCCAACUGUAUCAUAUGUUACAAGCCGGUGGUCAUACACAAUUGGUACCUGUACAGCAAAGUAAAUAUCCACCGGGAGUUAAUUCAACCACCCACCUACAGGCAGUUAAAGGUAGAGUGAUACCUGGUGCCGGUGCGUUAUUACAGAAAAGCCCUGCGGGUAUGAGGCCUAAUGCCACCGACACCAUUGACUCUCCGGCUGGAAAAGGAGGAACUUUUGUUAUUUGUGAGAUUUGUGAUGGUUACAUUAAAGAUUUGGAACAAUUGAGAACUCAUAUGCAGUGGAUUCAUAAAGUUAAAAUUCAUCCAAAGAUGUUGGCAAGUCGCCCCCCACUUAAUUGUCAAAAGUGUCAAUGGAGAUUCUUUACAGAUCAAGGAUUAGAGAGACAUCUAUUAGGAGCCCAUGGAUUAGUUACAUCUAACAUGCAAGAUAUGGUUGAUCAAAAUCAAGAUGGCGGUCGAUGUACAAUCUGUGGUCGUAUAUCAGCUAACAAACUAGUGGCUCAUAUGAACCAGGUACACAAAAUUACCUUGCGACCCGCUCUUCUUUCCUAUAAGUGUACAGUUUGCUCGGCAACCUUCAAUUUAUAUCGUCUAUUUGAAAAUCAUGUCUACAUGGUUCACAGUGGAUCAGUAAAGAGAAAUCUGGACGAUUCCAAUCAAUCUUUAGUUAAAAAACAAAAAACCGGAUUAAAUGGAUCCGAAUGUCAUAUGAAAAAUUAAUUAUUAAUUCUCCCUUUUCUUCUCUCUAUCUCUUUCUCUCUCUGUCACUAUUUCUCUAUCUAUAUCUCUGUCUUUUUCUCUCUCCAUCUUUCAAAAUUCACAAACAAAUUACAAAAUCACACACACACAUACACACACACACUCUCUCUCUCUCUCUCUCUCUCUCUACACCACCAACUUACCUUUCGCCUUAAUUUUGUCUCAAAAAUUACCCCUUUCCACUCACAUUUCACACAUUAAAUUGACAAGCUGAUAUUUAUAUAUAACAUUUAAAAAAUACAAGAAAAAAAGUCUCGUAAUUACAAAGUUUUAUUGCAAA